Molecule: messenger RNA, 366 nt
Organism: Glycine soja
Lineage: Eukaryota; Viridiplantae; Streptophyta; Magnoliopsida; Fabales; Fabaceae
Exons: 2
Coding region: 1-366 (121 amino acids)
Source: RefSeq, a predicted model, not a curated record
AUGGCUACUAAACUACAAGCCCUUUCAACCAAAAAAGACUUCGACGUAAAGACGCAAGCAAAGUCAACAAGAAUCAAGAAGGCACGCAUGCGUGGGCUUGAACCAGUAUCAUGGUUCCUUUUAAUAGUGUUAGCGUUACGAUUGGUGCCCAACAUAGAAGAGUGUUCUUCUCCCACUAUUGAUGUAGAGAAGCACACUUUGGAAGAACCAUGUAGUGAAUUCUAUGAGGUCAGAGAAGGGGAAACCUUGUACAGCAUUGCCGAGAAGUGUAGGGAUCCCCAAAUAUGGUUGUGGAACCCGCAUGUUGAAGACCCAGAUGAUGUUUACCCUGGUGUCAUCGUUAGACUAAACCUUUUCAAUGACUAG